AUGUCAUCCAAUUGCGCUGCCGAUCAGACCCUCACGAACAUCUUCUCGGAUCGUGACAAAUCGGGAAGCGUUCUAGCCGAAAACGAGGCCGAAGUCGCACGCAACGAGACCCGCCAGAUCCAAGAGCUUCUCCAAGGCGCCCGUAGCCAGAGCCACCGGCUCCAGGGUCAAAUUGACGACGGCCGCAACCAACUCCAGCAGCUUCGACAGGAAUUGAGCACCGCGCGCUCCGACAAUCGGCGUGCCCAAAGAAACUUGCAAAACGUCCGCUUCGAGAAAAAGCUACUCCAGAACAGUCUUUCAGACGCUCGCAACGAGACCCGCCUUGUCCAGGACAAGUAUGACGGCUUGCAGGACACAAUCACAGUGGUUGCUCUUGAUGAUGGUCGGAUAUCCCGUGAGAAGGCGCUGGCGGCUGAAGAAUGUUAA
Aplosporella prunicola CBS 121167 is the source of this 429-nucleotide messenger RNA. RefSeq lists its product as uncharacterized. The record is from RefSeq and is a predicted model, not a curated record. Lineage: Eukaryota; Fungi; Ascomycota; Dothideomycetes; Botryosphaeriales; Aplosporellaceae. The transcript has 2 exons. The coding region runs from base 1 to 429 and encodes 142 amino acids.